AUGGUUCCACUACAGGAGGAGGUGGACCGGCUGGUGUCCUGGAGGAGGUGCACCAUCUUCUCCAUCACCUCCUCCAUUACCUCCUCCAUCAUCUCCUCCAUCACCUCCUCCAUCACCUACUCCAUCACCUACUCCAUCACCUCCUCCAUCACCUCCUCCAUCACCUACUCCAUCACCUCCUCAUCACCUCCUCCAUCACCUCCUCCAUCACCUCCUCCAUCACCUACUCCAUCACCUCCUCCAUCACCUCCUCCAUCACCUACUCCAUCACCUCCUCCAUCACCUCCUCCAUCACCUCCUCCAUUACCUCCUCCAUCAUCUCCUCCAUCACCUCCUCCAUCACCUCCUCCAUUACCUCCUCCAUCACCUCCUCCAUUACCUCCUCAUCACCUCCUCCAAUACCUCCUCCAUCACCUCCAUCACCUCCUCAUCACCUCCUCCAUCACCUCCUCCAUCACCUCCUCCAUCACCUCCUCCAUCACCUCCCUCACCUCCCAUCACCUCCUCAUCACCUCACCUCCUCAUCACCUCCUCCAUCACCUCCUCCAUCACCUCCUCCAUCACCUCCUCCAUCACCUCCUCCAUCACCUCCUCAUCAUCCUCAUCACCUCCUCCAUCACCUCCUCCAUCACCCUCCUCAUCACUCCUCCAUCCAUCACCUCCUCCAUCACCUCCUCCAUCACCUCCUCAAUCACCUCCUCCAUCACCUCCUCAAUCACCUACUCCAUCACCUCCUCCAUCACCUCCUCAAUCACCUCCUCCAUCACCUCCUCAAUCACCUCCUCAAUCACCUCCUCCAUCACCUCCUCAAUCACCUACUCCAUCACCUCCUCCAUCACCUCCUCAAUCACCUCCUCCAUCACCUCCUCAAUCACCUCCUCCAUCACCUACUCCAUCACUUCCUCCAUCACCUCCUCCAUCACCUCCUCCAUCACCUCCUCAAUCACCUCCUCCAUCACCUCCUCCAUGUAA
Knipowitschia caucasica is the source of this 972-nucleotide messenger RNA. Lineage: Eukaryota; Metazoa; Chordata; Actinopteri; Gobiiformes; Gobiidae. The record is from the annotation of a GenBank genome assembly.